GGUGAAAAUGGAGUGCCAAUAUUUUCUGAAUAUAGAAAACUUAACGCAGAGGAAAAAGAUAAAUAUGUAAAGGGAAUGGAAACCUAUCAGUUUAAUGAAUUCAUAAGUAAUACUAUUUCUCUUCAAAGAACGUUACCGGACGUUCGAAAUUCAGCUUGUCGAAGCAAGCAGUAUCCAGAAUUACCUCAAGUAUCUAUCAUUAUUACAUUUUAUAAUGAAGCCUGGUCAACACUAUUACGAACACUGUAUAGUGCCAUAAACAGAGCACCAACAGAGUUGAUAUACGAAAUCCUUUUGGUUGACGACAAUUCUAACUUAGACCAUUUGAAAACACCACUUGAAGAAUAUCUGGUGGCAAACUUACCACAAGUAAAAUUGAUACGUAGUGAUACAAGGAUAGGUUUAGUUAGAGCGAGGUUAAAGGCCGUAGAACAGGCUAAAUUCGGAAUACUGGUGUUUUUAGAUUCCCAUAUUGAAUGUUUUCAAGGUUGGUUAGAACCUUUGAUAGAACCACUGUUAAAAAAUCCACAAACCAUAGCCACCCCCAUUAUUGAGAUGAUUGACUAUAAAACGUUUGGUUUGGCCAACUCCGGUGAAGGUAUGAUAGGAACACUCAAUCUACCUACCAUGACGUUUGAUUGGAGUAAGGCUCCCAGAAGAAUUUUAGAUAUGAGAAAAUCACCAGAUGACUACUAUUUAUCACCCACAAUGGCUGGAGGAUUAUUUUCUAUCUAUAAAGAAUAUUUUAAAGUUCUGGGAGGCUAUGAUGAGAACCUAGAACUGUGGGGUAGUGAAAAUCUUGAACUAUCAUUUAAGACGUGGAUGUGUGGCGGUAACAUAUUAAUCAAUCCCUGUUCUCAUAUCGGUCAUAUAUUCCGUCCACACUCACCCUAUCUUAAUGAAACUCACAAAGAUACUAUCGUAAAAAAUAAAGCCCGAGUAGCGGAGGUUUGGUUAGAUGAUUAUAAGAACUAUUUUAUUGAAAUUGAAAAGGUUGAUCAGAGUAAAAUAGGUGACGUUAGUGUCCAAAAGAAAUUAAAAUCUGAUUUAAACUGCAAUGAUUUCGAUUGGUAUAUAAGAAAUAUAUAUCCUGAACUUUACGUACCUGGUGUUGGCCCUCAGUUUGGCGAGGUAAGAAUUCUUCUUCAGCUAAUGGAGACUGAAGUCGACCUAGCAGAUAGAAUCUAA
Molecule: messenger RNA, 1188 nt
Organism: Lottia gigantea (owl limpet)
Lineage: Eukaryota; Metazoa; Mollusca; Gastropoda; Lottiidae
Exons: 7
Cellular component (GO): Golgi apparatus
Source: RefSeq, a predicted model, not a curated record